CACACAGAGAGAGAGAGAGAGAGGGCAGUCAUUGUAGGACAGGCAGCAGGACAAAUUGUUAUCAUGAAGGAUUUGUCUCUGUCAUUGCUGAGUCGAGGUUGUGGACGAUUCAUCUCAUCCAGCACAAACACAGGGAGACAUAAUGAACGGCUGGAUGUCUGCUUCACUCCACAGGAUUACUACAUCUGGAGGUCCCAGGACUGUCUCUUACAACUGUCCAAAAGAGGUCUUCUGCUUGUGGAGGCAGAGUCCACCCUUCCAAAGACUUACAGCACUCGUAGGGGGCCACUUCUCCUGUACUCCCAGGACUUGGUUAAUAUGGAAACCAGUUGUCAGUCAGAGACCACAGGAAGGAAGAAGCGAAUUGUUCGGCAGUACACUCAACAAAUGGAACAGCAGCUGAGCACCUUGAAGGAAUUGACGGCAGCCAUUUUGAGCUACAGCAACAAUCGGUUUACCUCCUACAGACUCGGUCCAUCCUUCAUUCCUCCUCUUCGUCCUGCUCCUGCUCCAGACCUUCAUCGCCCCAGUCCUGCAUCCAUUCACACUACACAAGACCAGCCCAGCCCAGAGCUACUUGUACAGCUGAACCGUCAUUGGCUUUCUGCAGAGAGAAAAACUGAACAGCCGCAGAGUCAGCCUGAAGGCAAUGUGUUGAUACAGACUGAUCUAGGUAAAGACAAAGAGCAGGGAGACAGGAAGAGAUUGAGGCUGGAUCUAUUCCUCCAGAUGCCCCGUACGUCCAGGUCUCCAACUCCACAGACUGAGCCUCAACCCUGGGCACACUACAUAGCAGUGACCCCAGAAGAAGAAGCUCAGGUGUACUCGGACAUGAGUCUGGAGCGUACUGAAAGCUCACAGCAUACUGAAAUAAACCACAAUAGUAUGAGAGGGGAGCUUGACCAUUCAAAAACAACCAGUGCCAACGGUGCACCAGAUGACCAAGGCUGCUCUAUUCAUGACACUGAGACGACCAGUGACAAAGGCACCUAUGAAAGAACAAUGAGUGUGAACAAACAUUUGAGGACAGGCCUCCUUCCUCCUCUGACAGUAGCACAUUCACGCAGCCAUGGACUUUGCUUGGAGAACACAGACAGGCCAAGAUGGGAGGGUCCAAGCAGCGAUGAACACCAAGUGCAGCACCUACCUCCUAUAGCGGAGAGACGUGCUGCUGUUGUUCCCGACAGUACGAUCCAGACUCCGACCCAGAGGGAUUCCCAACCAAAGGCUGAAAGAGUUGGUUUUCAGUCCCAGGAAAAUCUGAAUCGACUCCAUCAGCAGCAGCUGUUUCUUCCUCUGCUGUUUCCUGGGAAGGAGGAAGAGACAAAUGGGAAGCAAAGAGGAGGAGGAGGGGGAGUCAAAACAGAGAGACAAUAUUUUCAAAAAGAAAUAGGUCGGGGAGGGAGAGGAGGGGGAGAAGGAGGAGGAAGAACGUUGUCCUCUCAGAAAGGUUCUAUGAUUCUGCUGGGGCCAGAAGAAGAGCCUCCACCUCCAGCAGGACUGCUGGGUUGUGUUGCAGGAUGUAAGGGCCCAGGUAAGCAGAGCUCUUUGGCUUUUCUACACAAUCGACUUCUGGAUGUCCACGACCCCUGUGAGUCCAGUGAUCCUAACAGAGGUGUGGUCAGGGGCGUUCUGCCCCUGGAGCUAAGAGAUCUACAGAAUGGCAAGUCUGUUGGCUGCCUGAUCCUGGGUCCCGAUGGGGAGAUCAUACAGCUGUCAUUGUGUGAAAACAGCCAGGACCCAUCUCAGGGUGAUGAUGGUGACACAAAGGAGCAAGCUCUCCAGGUUUUGUCUCCAGAAGGAGAGGAGUUACCCUGGGUCAUUGUCCUGCAACCUCAAGAUAACUAUACAGAGGGAGGGGUGGAGCUAAACACAGGAGCUCCUAUGGGUGAUAUCCAGCACCACCAGACUAAACACAAGCUCUUAGACCUUAACAGGCUGACAGAGACAUGCUCACCUAGCCACCUCACACAGCCAGUGGCUGUGACUAAGAAAAGAACAAAGAGUACAGACGCAGUGGUGAAAACAUGGAAGACACCCAAACUGGAUUCUAUAAACAGGAUGUCUCCACUGAGGGAACAGGUUGGGAAGGAAGAGUCAAACACUGAGGCACAGGAUGAAGAGGAAGAGCUGAGCAGUAUAGCAAAGACUCACCAUUUGUCUGGAUCCCAUCAGCCAGGAGUGAAGCUGCAGUUUAAAGAUGAUGUAUCAUGCAGUGAUCAGACCAUCAACUCAAACGAAGCAACAACAGAGGACUCUGUGGACACAACGAGCAGUGCUAAGAGGAAAGAAGCGGAGGAAUCUACAGUAACCCAAGGGAAGAAAAGGGAUAUGAAAACAGUGAUAAGUGCAGAGUCAGAUGAACAGAAGGUAAGGAUGAGGAAGAGAGGAAAAUGGCAGAGACAAAAGACAGGAAAUGAUGUUCAAUCAACCAGGAGCCAGAAAAAAGACGAGAGGGCUAACACAGAAACUGCAGAGACUCAGGACCUUUCUGCUCUCCCUCCUCUGAAAAAGAAGGCGACAGGCAGAAAGGAAGCGAGAGGACACGUGAAGAUGAAUGAGGACAAAGAAGAGCGAGGAGAAGUGACGAGGCAGAGGGAAGAGUCAGCAGGGACGAGGAGAGGAAGACUGAAACAACAAGAGUUAGCUGAUGGAAGCCAUGAAAAAGAAGAGGUUGAGAUUAAUCAAGAAAUGGAAGAGGAGCCUCACCUGAUAUCCUCCAAAGGGCCCUCUGCAACACAGACACACAGUAACAAAACAGAAACAAAUGCAGAAGAAGACACCGGCACAGACCAUCUUUCCACUUACGCCGGCACACACAGCAGCAUCCGAUCGAUGAGCUCGCUCAGGUCCACUGCUUCUGCAUCCCCGGUCAAUCACAGGAGCCUGAGGAGGUCUACCGCCUCUUCCCGUGAAGGGGCGGUACCAGCCAGCACGAUGGGACUCCAAUCAUCACAUGGCCGAAUUUCGUCAUGUUCAACUGUCAUGAUAACGGAGGAACAGCUGAUGCUGAACCCAGUAAAGCCAGAGUCCUCCAAGCCCAGAAAGAAUAAGGAGGAGGAAGAGGCUGCAGCUGUGCAUCUGGCCCAGCGAGCAGAGAGACGAAGGCAGGAGGUGGAGAGGAAGAGGAGGGAACGGGAGGAAGAGGAGAAAAAGCAACGUGAGAGAGAGCAGACAGAAGAGGGGAUGAAGAAUGAGCUGGAAGAAGCAAGGAGGAAGAGAGCUGAGGAGUUCAGGCUGAAGAAGCUGGCGGAGGAGGAGGAGAGAAGGAAACGUGAAGAAGAGGAGCAAGAGCGAGCAAGACGGGAACAGGCACAAAGAGAAAGAGAGAGGAGGAGGCAGGAGGAGAGGAGGCGGCAGAUGGAGCGACUCCAGAGGAUGAGAGAGGAGGAAGAACAAAGGAGGAAAGCUGAACUAGAACGUCUGCGCCUGGAAGAGGAAAGGAGGCAGGAGGAGGAGCACCAGAAACUACAAGAGAUGGAUGAGACUGAGAGGAAAGAGUACCUCCACAGAAAGGAGCAAGAGGAGGAGGACAGGAGGAACCAAGAAGAGGAACGUAGGAGGAGAGAAGAGGAGGCUGCGCUGUGGGCUGCAGAAGAGGCCGGGCUGCUCGCCAGACAGAUGGCGCUGUUACAGAAGCAGUUGGCUUUUAAAAGGGGUCUCAUGUUGGAGGCUGGAGGUCUGGAGAAAACCCAGGGUAUCUCCAGACCGUGGAUCUACUCGUAUUUCACUUUGUUACAGUUACUGGGACUAAAUCCAACUAAGGCUGAGACGGUGACUCCCUGACCUCUAUCCUCCAUUUGAGCUGAAGGACAAGUGGGGAAAGAUUUUUGUUUGAUUUUAGGAGAUCAUAACAUCAAAUGGAACAAAUUAAACAAUGGGAGUUGAGCAUCUCUACUUCCAUACUUCUUCUGUUGCUAGAAUAUAUCAUUUACUUCUGUGUUUUCUUUUUCACUUUGUUUCUAUGAAAGACAAAAAUUUUCAAUCAUUUUCAUCAUUUUUGACUUAGCUUUGUUUAUUGCUUUUUGGAUUUUUGCCUACUCCCUGCUUGAUUUCUUUGCCUUGGUCAGAUUGACCUGAGGCCUGUACCAUGAGGCCAAGAUCUUUUAGUUAUCUGGCUUCACUAACCCCAACAAGCUCAGUCACGCUAAGCAGCCAAGUGGAGGUGGUUACAUGGAUGAGUAAGCCCAGAAUUUACCAAUGUAGCCAUGAAUACAUUUACAUGAAAGGAGAGGUGUUUGCACCAUAUGACCAACCUUAGACAACAUCCUAGAGCUGAUCUCUGUUUAUUCUGACAACCAAUAAAAAAGAAGAACCUCAAUGUAAAUGAUACUGACUUCUCUUCUAGCUCCUAGAUAAAUGAAAUUUAUCUGUAGUAUAUCUAUAUUUAUAUGGUGGUGAACAUUCAGAUACAUUAUUCCACCUUUGCACAAACUAGUUUAACUCUCCAAAACAUGUCAUUGGAGGGAUUUUUGAUGGCAAAGGAGUAGAGGACCCUGGGUGCAGGCAAAGUG
Messenger RNA from Scatophagus argus, 4514 nucleotides. RefSeq lists its product as uncharacterized. The transcript is spliced from 24 exons. The coding region runs from base 64 to 3786 and encodes 1240 amino acids. NCBI's taxonomy places the organism in Eukaryota, Metazoa, Chordata, Actinopteri, Scatophagidae. The record is from RefSeq and is a predicted model, not a curated record.